Molecule: messenger RNA, 2312 nt
Organism: Brachypodium distachyon (stiff brome)
Lineage: Eukaryota; Viridiplantae; Streptophyta; Magnoliopsida; Poales; Poaceae
Product: pentatricopeptide repeat-containing protein At2g13600
Exons: 1
Coding region: 240-2291 (683 amino acids)
Biological process (GO): RNA modification
Molecular function (GO): protein binding; RNA binding
Source: RefSeq, a predicted model, not a curated record
UGUCGCGUGUUCACUGGUAGUCUUGUAUUCAGUAUUGCCCUUGCUCUCCCCUUCUUCCUCUCUGCUGGCCACGGCCGUAGCCGCGCCGCCGCAUUUCGUUCCUCCGAGUCCCCACUCAACAUCGUGUGAACCAGCUUGCUUGCUGCGCCCUAGUUCUUGCCUUCUGGUACCCGUUGGAAUUUUUAAGCGGAAGCUUGCCUGCUCCACUUACUACGCGCCCGUUGGCAAUUUGGUAUGGAAUGGCGCGACACCACCACCAUCACUUCGUCUCCCACCUCCGAGCCUCCGCGCCGCUCGCCGACCUCCUCCGCUCCGCGCCCAACCUCCCCGCAGCCCGCGCCGCGCACGCGCGCGCCCUCAAAUCGCCCUUCGUGGCCGAGACGUUCCUCCUCAACACCCUCGUCUCUGCCUAUGCGCGGCUCGGCCGCCUCCCUGACGCACGCAGGGUGUUCGACGAGAUCCCCCACCCCAACACCUUCUCCUACAACGCCCUCCUCUCAGCGCACGCGCGCCUUGGCCGUCCUGCCGACGCCCGUGCGCUCUUCCACGCCAUCCCCGACCCAGACCAGUGCUCCUACAACGCCGUCAUCGCUGCGCUCGCCCAGCACAGCCGCGGUGCUGAUGCCCUCCUGUUUUUGGCCGCCAUGCACGCCGACGACUUCGUGCUCAAUGCCUACUCCUUUGCCAGCGCCCUGAGUGCAUGUGCUGCGGAGAAGGAUUCGAGGACCGGGGUGCAGGUGCAUGCCCUUGUCUCUAAGUCGCCACAUGCAAAGGACGUGUACAUUGGGAGCGCGCUCUUGGACAUGUAUGCAAAAUGUGAGUGGCCGGAGGAGGCACGGAGGGUCUUUGAGGCAAUGCCAGAGCGGAAUAUUGUUUCCUGGAACAGCUUGAUUACUUGCUAUGAGCAGAAUGGCCCUGUGGGUGAGGCUCUUGUACUAUUUGUCAGCAUGAUGAAGGCUGGUUUCGUGCCUGAUGAGGUGACACUUGCAAGUGUCAUGAGUGCAUGUGCGGGCCUUGCUGCAGAUAGGGAAGGAAGGCAGGUCCAUGCCCGUGUGGUGAAGUCCGAUAGGUUUAGGGAGGACAUGGUGCUGAGCAACGCUCUGGUUGACAUGUAUGCUAAAUGUGGGAGGACACGUGCAGCGAGGUGUGUGUUUGAUCGCAUGGCUUCUAGGAGUGUUGUCUCUGAAACAUCUCUGAUCACUGGGUACGCAAGGUCUGCAAAUGUGGAAGAUGCUCAGAUGGUGUUCUCACAAAUGGUCGAGAAGAAUGUCAUUGCUUGGAAUGUGCUCAUUGCAGCGUAUGCGCAGAAUGGUGAGGAGGAGGAGGCACUUAGGCUCUUUGUCAGGUUGAAAAGAGAGUCAGUUUGGCCAACACAUUACACAUAUGGAAAUGUUCUCAAUGCAUGUGGAAAUGUUGCUGAUCUUCAGCUUGGUCAGCAAGCUCACGUGCAUGUCCUUAAAGAAGGUUUUCGCUUCGACUUUGGACCGGAGUCUGAUGUGUUUGUUGGGAAUUCCCUUGUGGACAUGUACCUGAAGACAGGCUCCAUCGAUGAUGGUGCAAAGGUGUUCGAGAGGAUGGCAGCAAGAGAUAAUGUGUCAUGGAAUGCAAUGAUUGUUGGUCAUGCACAGAACGGCCGUGCAAAAGAUGCACUGCAUCUUUUUGAGAGAAUGCUGUGCAGCAAAGAGAGUCCAGAUUCUGUCACCAUGAUUGGGGUUUUGUCAGCCUGUGGACAUUCUGGUUUGGUGGAGGAGGGCCGGAGAUACUUUCGGUCCAUGACCGAGGAUCAUGGGAUAAUUCCAUCCCAGGAUCACUACACAUGCAUGAUUGAUUUGCUUGGUCGUGCAGGUCAUCUAAAGGAAGUAGAGGAGCUCAUAAAAGAAAUGUCAAUGGAACCUGACGCUGUGCUCUGGGCUUCUCUGCUAGGUUCAUGUAGACUGCAUAAGAACGUUGAGAUGGGAGAAUGGGCAGCUGGGAAAUUGUUUGAGCUUGAUCCUAGGAACUCUGGACCCUAUGUUCUUCUCUCGAAUAUGUACGCUGAGCUGGGAAAAUGGGCAGAUGUUUUCAGAGUAAGGAGUUCCAUGAAGCACAGGGGAGUCAGUAAGCAACCUGGCUGUAGUUGGAUUGAGAUAGGCAGGAAAGUGAGCGUGUUUCUCGCACGAGAUAAUGGACAUCCGUGCAAGAAUGAGAUACACGCUAUUUUGAGAAUCAUUCAGAUGCAGAUGAGCAGGGUGAGUGUAGAUUCUGAAAAUGCUGAUGGCAUGAUGAAUUACAGCACUGAAGCCUGUGGCUAGAACUAGAAGGCACGAUGCAUU